AAUACGAACAGACACAGUGGAAAAAUCAGCAUCUAAAGUCUUCUUAAAAAAGCGCACGCACACAAAAAAACUUUUCACAGUCUACCAAACGCAAAUAGCUCACAAACUUGGUAAUAUAUCAAGAACUCUAACGGAAAAAAGUUCUAAUUUGGGAUGUCUAAGAGAGCGUUUUAAAACAACGCUUCUCAUUAUUGUCUACAACUCUCCCAUUUACGACAACAUUUGGUUACUUCAAGACUUGUACGGUAAGCUUUUCACAAAGAUUAUUUUUUGUGGACCGGAACACCCAUCGGCGCCUAACUUUAUAUUAAAAACUGUUACGUACAAAGGGUUUUUUACCUAUGAAGAGUGUGCUGCCCGUACAAUAAAUGUUUAUCAUAAUUACACUGGAUAUUUACUUAUAAACGAUGAUCUUUUUUUAAACAUUUUAAAUAUAAAAAACCUUAGUUUAUCUAUGAUAUGGGAAGGUCCAAUUCCAAAUGCUCCAAAUAAUCUUAACAUAAAGCAAACUGAAUGGGCGUGGAAUGCUCCUUGGGGCGUGAAAAGUUGUGUUAAAGCUCUAGAAAAAUCAAUUUCAUUAAACUUUACAAACCUUCACCAAGAAAAAUCUUUUUAUUUCAAAGUUGUUUCUGGUCAACAUAUAUGUUAUGGUGCGAGGGCAGAUAUUUAUUAUAUACCUGAUAAAAUGGCGGCAAACUUUAGUAAACUAGCAAAAAUAUUUAAAGAAGAAAAUGUGUUUUUAGAAAUCGCUAUGCCAACUAUAAUAAGACUGCUUACAAUUGACGUCGUAAGGUUGAAUGGUAUAUACAUGCCAGACGGCGUUACCGAAAGUAAAGCAGUUAUAAAUUCGUUCAGUCCAGAUUUAGAUUUUAUACAUCCUAUAAAACUGUCUUAUGGUGCAAGAUCUGUAGAAAACUUUGUUUUUUUAAAAUACUACUCAUUUCUUUCAACUGCCCUUAUUACAUGUUAAUAGUUUUCAUUUACAAAGUUAUAACUAAUAUAAAGUAUUGUAUACUUUUUUUUU
Hydra vulgaris (swiftwater hydra) is the source of this 1024-nucleotide messenger RNA. RefSeq lists its product as uncharacterized. The record is from RefSeq and is a predicted model, not a curated record. Lineage: Eukaryota; Metazoa; Cnidaria; Hydrozoa; Anthoathecata; Hydridae.